UUUAAGUGUUAAUUAGCAAAAAUGUUAGCCAUUUCUUCUUCUUCUUCUCCUUUAUUUUCUACUACUACUAAUAAUUUUGGUUGGCUUUUAGAAGAUCUUAUAAGCCAUGAAUUAACAAAUAGUGGAGAAACUUCAAAUUCAUCUCAAAAAAGCCUUCAACAUUGUGAUUCAAAUAAAUUUGAUCAAAUUAUUAUCAACGGUGGUGAUCAGUAUCAACCUGAUCAGACGGUUAAGAAGCUUAAUCAUAACGCGAGUGAACGUGAUCGUAGAAAGAAAAUCAACGGCUUAUAUUCUUCUCUUCGCUCUUUACUUCCUCCUUCUGAUCAUACGAAAAAGCUAAGCAUUCCAUCAACAGUAUCAAGAAUUCUAAAGUACAUACCAGAAUUACAAAGUGAAGUUGAAAGAUUGGUUCAAAAGAAAGAAGAAUUUACAUCAAAAAAUAUUUUCAAUAAACAAAAAAGAAUAAAAGGAGGAAUUGGGAAUUCUUCAUUUGUUAUUUCAACAAGUGAAUUAGGUGACAAAGAAAUAGUGAUUCAAAUAUCAACUUUGAAGAUCAAUAAAGGUUCAAUUAGUGAGGCUAUUUCACAAUUAGAAGAUGAAGGACUUGUUCUACUAAAUGCAACUUCUUUUGAGACUUUUGAAGAUAGAGUAUUCUACACAUUGCAUUUUCAGGUUGAAGAAAGUAUGGUAGUUGAGGUUGACAUGUUAAGAGACAAGCUAUCAUCAUAUUUUGAGAAUGAAGAGAACUUAUUAUGACAAUGAAUUUCUAGAUUUAUAUAUGUUUAUUGAAAAACAUUAUAAUCACACAUUCUUUUUCUUUUUUCAAUCUUUUUAAUUCCUUUAGAACAAAUCUCAAGAGCAAUUCAAAAUGUAAAUGUCUUUUUAUUUACCAUGUUAUUG
This is a messenger RNA of Solanum pennellii, 900 nucleotides long. Its product is annotated as transcription factor ORG2-like. Gene Ontology annotation, cellular component: RNA polymerase II transcription regulator complex. Gene Ontology annotation, biological process: regulation of transcription by RNA polymerase II. Gene Ontology annotation, molecular function: protein dimerization activity; RNA polymerase II transcription regulatory region sequence-specific DNA binding; DNA-binding transcription factor activity, RNA polymerase II-specific. The transcript is spliced from 3 exons. The record is from RefSeq and is a predicted model, not a curated record. The coding region runs from base 22 to 756 and encodes 244 amino acids. Lineage: Eukaryota; Viridiplantae; Streptophyta; Magnoliopsida; Solanales; Solanaceae.